AUGAGUCCAGAUGUGCCUCUGCUGAACGAUUACAAACAGGACUUCUUCCUGAAGCGCUUUCCACAGACUAUUCUUGGAGGCCCUCGACUCAAAUUGGGCUAUUGUGCCCCUCCUUACAUAUAUGUUAAUCAGAUUGUCCUUUUUUUGAUGCCAUGGGUUUUAGGUGGAAUAGGAACACUUUUGUACCAAUUAGGCAUCCUGGAAGACUAUUACACAGCAGCACUUUCAGGUGGACUAAUGCUUUUCACCGCAUUUGUCAUCCAGUUCACAAGUUCAUAUGCCAGAAACAAAUCGGCAACGGUGGAGAGAAUGUUGACCACAGACAUCUUAGCAGAGGAAGAUGAGCAUGAGUUUACAGAUUGUGCUGGUGCUGAGACCAUCAAAUUUCUAAUUCCUGGCAAAAAACAUACAGCCAACAUAGUUUUUCAUUCUGUUCUUGCUGGAUUACUGUGUGGUCUUGGAACAUGGUAUUUGCUCCCGAAUAGAAUAACCCUGCUAUAUGGCAGUGUAGGAGGCACUGUUGUACUCUUUGUCUUUGGAUGGAUGACGCUGUGUAUAGGAGAAUAUUCAUUAAUUGUAAACACACCUACAGAGUCUGCAACUUUCCAAACCCAGGAUGCUUAUGAAAUCACUCCUCUUAUGAGACCUGUUUAUAUUUUUUUCUUUGUUUCUGUAGAUCUUGCACACAGGUUUAUGGUAAAUAUACCAGCUCUAGAACAGAUGAACCAGAUUUUACACAUCUUGUUUAUAUUUUUACCCUUUUUCUGGGCACUCGGGACCCUACCCCCACCUGAUGCACUUUUCUUAUGGGCAGUGGAGCAGGUUUUAGAGUUUGGCCUUGGAGGCUCAUCUAUGUCAACUCACCUACGGUUGUUAAUAAUGUUCAUCAUUUCUGCUGGAACAGCUGUAGCAUCUUAUUUCAUUCCCAGCACUGUUGGUGUGGUUCUUUUCAUGACUGGACUUGGGUUCUUACUGAGUCUUAACCUAAGUGAGAUGGUUCUUGUCUUCAAACACAAUGUGACCAGACACAGAGUUGGAACCAAAUCUAAUGCUUUAUCCAGUGGUUCAGAAAUCCGGUUUACUUGGAGGGACUACCUUUUCUACAUUAUUUUAUUAGUCUUGGCCCUCUUAGAAACUGGUUUGUUGCAUCACUUUGCUAGUUUCUCACAGAUUUCCAAAAACAGUCCUCAGGCUGUUGUUGGCUAUACUUUGAUGAUAUUAUUUAUAAUACUGUGGAUACUUAAAGAAAUUCAAAGUGUCUAUAUCUUUGGAAUUUUCCGGAACCCUUUCUAUCCAAAGGAUGUGCAAACUGUGACUUUAUUCCUAGAGAAGCAGACAAAGCUUACGAAGAUUGGUGUUGUCAGACGGAUUUUAAUAAAUCUAGUGUCACCUUUUGCUAUGAUAGCAUUUCUUUCAUUGGACAGUUCCUUACAAAGGCUUCACUCUGUAUCUGUCUCCAUUGGAUUCACAAGAGCUUUUAGAAUGGUGUGGCAGAAUACAGAGACUGCUUUAUUGGAGACAGUCAUUGUAGCAGCAGUACACUUGCUGAGCUCCAGUGCAGACAUGUGGUGGAGCAGAAGCCUGGACACAGGAAUCAAACUCUUACUGGUUGGUAUCAUGCGUGAUCGUCUCAUUCAGUUCAUCGCUAAAUUGCAGUUUGCUGUGACUGUGCUUGUGGCAUCAUGGACAGAGAAAAAACGUAGAAAAUCAACCACCACUUUGGGUGUACUCAACAUUGUCUUCUCUCCAUUCGUGUUGGUCGUCAUAGUUUUUUCUACACUACUCUCUUCUCCCUUACUCCCCCUCUUUACCCUUCCUUUGUUCUUGGUGGGGUUUCCUCGACCUGUUCAGAGUUGGCCAGGAGUGGUGGGCACCACAGCCUGUGUGUGUGCAGAUACAGUGUACUAUUGCCAGAUGGUCCCAGGUUUAAUCACUGCGCUGCAGUCUGCAAUGGCAGCUGGGAGUUUAGGUCUCCUCUUACCUGGGUCUCAUUACUUGGGCCGUUUUCAGGAUCGUUUAAUAUGGAUAAUGAUUCUAGAAUGUGGCUAUACUUAUUGCUGUGUUAACAUUAAGGGGUUAGAAUUGCAAGAGACAUCCUGUCACACUGCUGAAGCUCGAAGAGUUGAUGAAGUUUUUGAAAGUGCCUUUGAACAAGAAGAAUAUGUAAAAUUAUGUUCCAUUAAUGAACACUUUGGAAAUGUUUUGACACCCUGUACUGUUUUGCCUGUGAAACUCUAUUCUGAUGCCAGGAAUGUCCUGUCUGGCAUAAUUGAUUCUCAUGAUAACUUAAAAGAAUUUAAAGGUGAUCUUGUUAAAGUACUUCUGUGGAUACUUGUUCAGUACUGUUCUAGAAGGUCUGGCAUGCUGGAGAAUGCUCACAAAACUGAAAAUAAAGGGAAAUCAUCUCUAAUAAUCCUGCCUGCUUUGAAUACUGAACCACAAACUGAAUCCCCAGAAGACGCAGACAGUUUAAAUUCAGAAAAUUUGGAUGACUGGUCUGAUGAUGUUUUUGGUGAAGAGCCAACUAUCAAAAAAGGAAAAGAUGAAAAAGAUCAGUUGAAAGUAUUGCCAGGUAUAAAUUUGCCUAUUCCUGGAUCAGUAGAAUCACAGAACAUUGGUAGUCAUUCCAUAAACACAGUUACUGAAGAGAGUCUUUACCAAGCAGUUGCACUUGGAUACCCUGCCACUGACAAAGGAGAACAAGAAGCCGUGGCAUGCAUCCCUCUCAUGGAGUUCAGUUGUUCUCAUUCUCACUUAUUAAGCUUACCUGAAGAGUGGCUGUCUAACUGUUUACCUAAUUCCAAAGUGAAAGAGAUGAGUUCAGUAUUUCCAGAAGACUGGUACCAGUUUAUUUUAAGGCAGUUGGAAUGUUUUCCUUCAAAAGAAAAUGCCUCAAAUGUGGAAGAAAUUGCAAAGGACAGAGUUCUGAAAGACUUGUAUGUUCAUACAGUAAUGACUUGUUACUUUAGUUUGUUUGGGGUAGACAAUAUGAUUCCUAGUCCUGGUCAUAUAUUGAGAGUUUACAGUGGUGUUUUGCCUUGGUCUCUUGCCUUGGAUUGGCUCACAGAAAAACCAGACCUGUUCCAACUAGCCCUAAAAGCUUUCAGGUACACUCUGAAACUAAUGAUCGAUAAAGCAAGUUUAGGUCCAGUAGAAGACUUUAAAGAGUUGAUUAACUGCCUUGAAGAAUAUGAAAGUGACUGGUACAUUGGUUUGGUAUCUGAUGAAAAGUGGAAGGAAGCAGUUUUACAAGAAAAACCAUACUUGUUUUCUCUGGGAUAUGAUCCUAAUAUGGGAGUUUACACUGGGAGAGUACUUACCCUUCAAGAAUUAUUGAUCCAUGUUGGGAAGUUAAAUGCUGAAGCUGUUAGAGGUCAGUGGGCCAAUCUUUCAUGGGAAUUGCUUUAUGCCACAAACGAUGAUGAGGAACGUUAUAGUAUACAAGCUCAUCCACUACUUUUAAGAAACCUUACAGUACAAGCAGCUGAUCCUCCCCUGGGAUAUCCAAUUUAUUCUUCAAAACCUCUCCAUAUACAUUUGGUGUAG
Messenger RNA from Rangifer tarandus platyrhynchus (Svalbard reindeer), 3546 nucleotides. The record is from the annotation of a GenBank genome assembly. NCBI's taxonomy places the organism in Eukaryota, Metazoa, Chordata, Mammalia, Artiodactyla, Cervidae.